AUUAAGUAAGAGUCCCCUAUAUAUAUUCCCUCUUCCUUUUUGUGGCAACCCUGCGAUUAAACGUUCGUUGGAGCUCGCGCCUCAGCUCCAGCCAUGGCAGAGAAGGUAUCCACGUUGAUCAUUGAAGCCAACCUCGAAUGCGAGGAAUGCUACAGGAAGAUUCAGAAAGUGCUAUGUAAACUCCAAGAGAAGGAGAAGAUCAGGACCAUCAACUUCGACACCAAGAAGAACACGGUGACCGUCUCCGGCCCAUUCGACCCGGUGAAGCUGUCCAAGAAGCUGCGAUGCAAGGCGUGCAAGGCUAUCAAGGACAUCAAGAUCAUCGAAGAAAAGAAGCCCGAUGCCAAGAAGCCGGAGGAGAAGAAGCCAGAGGAGAAGAAGCCGGCCGCCGAUGGCUGCAAGUGCUGCUGCAAGAAGCCCGAUGAGAAGAAGCCGGAUGAGAAGAAGAAGGCCGACGAGAAGAAGCCGGAAGAAAAGAAGGAAGAAAAGAAGGAGGAAAAGAAGGAAGAAAAGAAGAAGACGGAUGAGAAGAAGGGCGAGGAGAAGCCCAAACCGGCCGCGCCGGCGGCACCGUCGACGACGGUGAACCUGCAGUUCACGCAGAUGUGCAACCUCUGCUACCCGUGGCCGUGCAGCGACCCGAGCCACUGGGGAGGCGUGCAUCAGUACCCGCAUCCCCAGCAGCCGCAGUGGCCGUGCGAGCCGCCGCAGAUGCCGGCCUACCCCGCCCCGCACCACCCUCAGCACCCGCCCUGGGCGGUGCCGGCGACCCCGAAGAGGCAGACGUGCGGAGGCCCGGCGUACUGCGGAGGAGGGUGCGGCUCGUGCGGCGGCGGCGGCGGUGGCGGCGGGUACGGGGCGUGGCCGCCGCCGAUGCCGACGCCGCUGCAGAUGAUGCAGCCCCCGCCGAUGGGCUGCGGCGGGCCGGCAUCGUCGUGCAGAGGGUGCAAGGGCUGCCGGAUCGUGCAGGAGGGGAGGUUCAUCUACGAGGAGUACCCGCCCAGUGCGUGCACCGUCAUGUGAUCUCAAGCCGGCAACCGUGCAUGCAUGGCAGUUCGACCACCUCUCUGCAUGUUGUUCUUCGUGGUAAUUCGAUGUUCCAUGUUUGUCCUGUAUGUUUCGUGCACAGUACUGCAUUUGUUUAUGUGUACCUGUAGCAAAGAAGGUGUAGCUGCCACGUACAUUUUUCAGUGUGAAAAUAUAUGCUCUCGGAACAAUUGAUAUAGCUUUGUAUAGAUAAUUUCAAUUUUUGGGGCACUAAAAGUUUGGAAAUGCUAGUAUUUGUCAAUGUUUUAA
Triticum dicoccoides is the source of this 1296-nucleotide messenger RNA. RefSeq names its product protein PYRICULARIA ORYZAE RESISTANCE 21-like. Gene Ontology annotation, molecular function: metal ion binding. Bases 94 to 1023 code for a protein of 309 amino acids. The transcript has 3 exons. The record is from RefSeq and is a predicted model, not a curated record. Lineage: Eukaryota; Viridiplantae; Streptophyta; Magnoliopsida; Poales; Poaceae. Gene Ontology annotation, biological process: regulation of defense response to fungus.